Messenger RNA from Melanotaenia boesemani (Boeseman's rainbowfish), 4694 nucleotides. RefSeq names its product DnaJ (Hsp40) homolog, subfamily C, member 5ab (gene dnajc5ab). Gene Ontology annotation, biological process: regulation of synaptic vesicle cycle. Bases 206 to 796 code for a protein of 196 amino acids. Gene Ontology annotation, cellular component: membrane; presynapse; intracellular membrane-bounded organelle. NCBI's taxonomy places the organism in Eukaryota, Metazoa, Chordata, Actinopteri, Atheriniformes, Melanotaeniidae. The record is from RefSeq and is a predicted model, not a curated record. The transcript has 5 exons.
AGCCCUUAGCUCAGUGGCUGUACAACCGGGUGUUUGAAUGGUUUAGCGGUGGAAAGCACAAGUGCAACUGUGAUGCGAGGAUUAUAAAACUUCAGCCAGUCUUCAGUAAAAAGAAAAUACAGCCACAUUGCCGGGGUUGGAGAAAAGGUGAUAGGCUGAGUGAGCGAGGGAGCAAGUAAAGGAAGGCAACCAAGGAAGACAGACCAUGGACCACCAGAGACAGAGGACCCUCUCUACAUCAGGAGAAUCGCUUUACGUUGUGCUCGGAGUUGACAAGAGCGCCACGACAGAGGACAUCAAGAAAUGCUACAGGAAACUGGCUUUGAAGUUUCACCCAGAUAAAAACCCAGACAACCCAGACGCAGCUGAGAAAUUUAAGGAAAUAAACAACGCCCACUCCAUCUUGGUGGACCCCACCAAGAAGAACAUCUACGACAAAUACGGCUCAUUGGGGCUCUACGUGGCAGAACAGUUUGGAGAGGAGAACGUCAACACCUACUUUGUUCUGUCCAGCUGGUGGGCCAAGGCCUUGUUCGCCUUCUGCUGCCUGGCAACAGGUUGUUAUUGCUGCUGCUGCCUGUGUUGCUGCUGUAACUGUUGCUGUGGUAAAUGUAAACCUCAGCCGCCCAUGGACCAGGAACCCGAGUUCUACGUCUCCCCGGAGGACCUGGAGGCCCAGAUGACCGCUGAGGAGAGAGGUGGCAGCGACCCCAUCGUCAUGCAGCCGUCAUCAGCCACAGAAACCACCCAGCUCACCUCUGAUGCACACUACAGCUACAAGACUGACUCAUACUAAACACACUAGCACACACACACACACACAAACUCUUUACAAGCAAGCACAGCUACUAGGGCUGGGCAGAUUUACAACUUCCAACUGUAUUUACUUUUCCUCGACUGUACGGAUGCAAGUCGUGCAUGUGACCUCUAACUUUUAUUCUAAUGAGUUGUUUUAUAAGGAAAAACAGCUGGAAGGUGAUCUUUACAUCUAUGUAAUCUCAGCUGUGAAGCAGGAAAGAAGCUAAAAGUUGAAUUCUGACAUCAGUGGCAGGAUUUAAGUACUGUUAUAUGACAAACAAUUAGAAAUUAAACCCUUAGAUAUCUUUUCUAAAUGACCACUUUGUCAUAAAGAACAUAUUGCCCAGCCCUAACUGCUAUUUUAACAGUCAGUAACACACACUUUCUGCAUAUGCUGCACAUACAAACACUUGUGUUUUGUUUAUCCCUUUCAUGCACAUCAGAGAAUACUGACAGAAAUGAGCUCUGCAGCUCAUCCCUUUUUCUUUUUUUACAUAUUAAACUGGGAGAAGAAAGAGAGAAACUUGGAGAAGCAAAGUUAAAAACAAGGCAAACAGAUUAAUCUUUUAACUUUGGAGUCUUAGCUGCAGAUUGCACCUGAAUAAUCCCCCGUUUUAUCUUUCCUGGAACACAACAGACAUGAUGAAAUUUCAGUAAUAUUUCCCGGGAUGUUUUUACCUGUAAAUGAUGCACUUUUUUUUAACUCUUAAAAAAUGUAGAGAUGAUAUUGAGGAAAGAAAAGACACAAGUAACACUUGUAGAAUAUGCACUGAAUUUCAAGAGGGAUGUUUUUAUUGUGCAAAACUAAAUGAAAAGAGAUAAUUGUGUUUCAGCUCCUUCCAUGCCCUCAGAUUAGAAUUUCUUUAAUUUUGCAUUAAUCUGAAAUCACCAGCAUUACCGUGAGCAUGUCUGCGGGUCGGUGUGCUUCCUGGAUCUGAAAGACAACACUGUCCUUACACGUCAAGACAAGGAAACUUUCAUCUUGUUCUUGAAUUUAAACAUGUUUAUUCACUUUUAAUACUCAAGUAAGCAUCAUAAGAGGAAAACAAGGAAAUGCCAAUAGACAAACUGCCCGUCCAAAAUAAAACACAUAGAAAACAUUUACAUAUAUAUUUGGUUAGACCGCCUUUAGCUUUGAUUCCAGCUGUGGCAUCAUUUCAGAAAGCUCCUGCAAUGUCACAAAAUUUAUUUCCAUCUAGUGUUGCUGUAAUUCUUCACCAAGAUCUUAUAUUGACGAUGGACGACCAGUGUUCAAAGCCUUCUCCAGCACAUCCCAAAGAUCCUCGGUGGGGUUCAGGUCUGGACUCUGUGGUGGCCAACCCAUGAGUGAAAAUGAUGUUUCCUGUUCCCUGAACCACUCUUUCACAGUCUGAGCUCCAUGAAAUCUGGCCCUGUCAUCUGUGAAUAUGGCCGUGCCUCUGGGAGGAUGGAACCUAGACCUGAAUCUAGACCCGACCAACUGCAGCAACCCCAGAUCAUAGACUGCCCCCACAGGCUUGUACGGUAGCACUCGGCAUGAUGGCUGCAUCACUGCCUCUCCUCUUACCCUGAUGCUCCAUCGCUCUGGAACAGGGUAGAUCUGGACUCGUCAGACCACAGAGUCCAGUCUGGAGAUCGACAAGCCGGUUAGUGAUACAGAUUUAAUUUACCGGGUGGUCUACGUUCCUACCUUCACCUUUGGUCAUCAGCUGUGGGUAGCGACUGAAAGAAUAAGAUCGCAGAUACAAGCAGCUGAAAUGAGAAGCUCGGUAAUCCGGGAGGGGUAGAGGAGCAGAAGAAGAACCUCUGCUCCUCCACACCUAGAGGAGCCAGAUGAGGUGGCUCAGACAUCUGGUCAGGAUGCCUCCUGGACGCCUCCCUGGUGAGGUGUUCCACCGGGAGGAGACCCGGGGAAGACCCAGGACACGCUGGAUGGACUACAUCUCAGCCGGUCUGGGAACGCUUCGUAAUCCCCCCAGAUGUGCUGGAAAAAGUGGCCGAGAAGACAGAAAUCUGAGAUUCCUGCCUAGGCCGCUGCCCCCGCAAUUCCAACCCGGAUAAGCAAAAGAAGAUGGAUAGAUAAAACAUCUUUGCAUCUUUUCCACGACCAGAGGAUGUAUCUUCCAUGGUGGUUGAAGAAAGUUCCUCAGUAGAACUUGCUGCAGCACAGUCUACAGUCCACAAUAAGAAGAACUUAAUAAUAAAUAAAAACGAUCACAGGCUUAACGUUCCUACGAAAUAUGAAGCAGGAAGUUGGAACUUACAUGAAGGUCAGCCUCACUUUUUUGUUAAAGCAAGCUAAAAAACUUAAAGUUCAAAGCAGAACUAAUUAUUAUUGGUGUUAGAAAAGGUGUGUAAACAUGUUUAUACCGUCAUGUUUACAUGUUGGACAACAGAAAACCAUUAUUUCAGAAUCCCAGGACUUCUUCCAGACACAUUCACCCUCCCACGCCUCCAGGCUCCGGAGACUAUUUACUUAUUAACUGUUCUCAGAGUUGCCCCGUGAUUGUUUUCCAAUAAUAACUUUAUUAUUUAUUAAUGAUAACGAGACUAGUUCCUGUAACAUGCUCCAGAGAUAAAUUCCUCCAGAUUUUGUCGUCUUCCACACAUAAAUCCUAAAAACCCACCAGCUGCUGGGGCGGAAGCUUUCCAGCCACCAACAGACAUCCACUCAUGCUUCAUCCCUGCUCUUCCUCCCAGCUUCCUUCCUCUUCUUCCUCGUCUGUGUUCAGCCUGUAUUUGCUGGCUGUUCGUGUUACCUGUAAAGGCGUUGUGUGUGUGUGUGCUGUGGGAAACCCAGCAGAGUCCAGUGUCACAAGUAGAGAAAUGACAUUUCCAGACGCUUGUGGCCCCUGUUUUCACUCAGAUGAUGCAUCACUGUAACAAUGAUUGUUUUUUUUUUUUGUUUUGUUUUGUUUUUAGCUUUUUUUUAGCUUUUGGUUUGUGAGAAGGUUGAAAUGCUGUACAUGUUGUGUAAAGUGCAUCUUUAGAUUUCAUUAUCAGAUAUUUGACACCUUGUUUUUUUUUCCUGUAUCUGACUAGAUUUUCUUUUCAUCUUUUUUUCUUAUUUAUGUCAUUAAGGGAGGAUAUUAAUAUCCAAAGUCUUACUAUCUCAUGUGGUGGGAGUUUUGUAGAAUAUAUAAUAAUCAUAGCAGAUAAAGAGCAGUUUACAACAAUCAGUCUUGUUAGGGUGUUUUUUUUGUUUGUUUUGUUUUGUUUUUUGUUUUUUUGUAGUUUAUUUGUCACACACCAGUAGCAGUCCAGAAGGGAUGAAAUACAGGACGACUGUGGUUGUUUAAAGUUUGAUUGUUUUGUAAGAAAAAGAAAAAACCUACAUGGAACCAAACUGGUUCACUUAUUUCCUGCUUCAGAAGCUCAGUCAAACUCCUACUCGUGGAUCUCUACAUAUCAUGAGCGAGUGCAAUAAGGGCUGACGAAGUGUGUUUUGUGACUGAGAUCCACUUUUAGAUUAAUGGUCAAAAUGAGCAAAUGCAAAUAAAAUGUAUCCCUAAAAAGAAUUAGAUGGAAACAGAUCCAGUUUGAACCAAAUAAAUCUGUUGAUUCAACCUGAAAUCCAUGAACCUGGAGUCUGGACACUUCCACUGCUCGAUCCAAAACAGCGACAGAAGUGAAGUUAUUUUAGUGUGGAUAGUGUCCAGAUGCAUUAUUUUAUUUAUUUUCCUUAUUAUUUGGUUGCAGUAUUAGCCGGUAUGUGGAAGGGAUGUGUAGGAUUUUAGAUGUAAACGGUGGGAUGAGCUGCAUAUACACGCAGGUCCGAGUCCAGACUUUAGAGAUGUGAAGGUUUUCUGUUUCUAGCAUGGACUGCUCAUGUUUGUGUCUGUCAGGCAGACGUUUAUGGGUAAAUAAUGAAGCGUCUGAUGUACGGUGUAAAAUAAAUGAUUAUGAUGCUUCAGAGA